Messenger RNA from Aphanomyces astaci, 3103 nucleotides. RefSeq lists its product as hypothetical. Gene Ontology annotation, cellular component: U4/U6 x U5 tri-snRNP complex; U2-type catalytic step 2 spliceosome; cytosol. The coding region runs from base 43 to 3057 and encodes 1004 amino acids. The transcript is spliced from 10 exons. Lineage: Eukaryota; Oomycota; Saprolegniomycetes; Saprolegniales; Verrucalvaceae. Gene Ontology annotation, molecular function: GTPase activity; GTP binding; U5 snRNA binding. The record is from RefSeq and is a predicted model, not a curated record. Gene Ontology annotation, biological process: mRNA splicing, via spliceosome.
GCAGAUUUUUGCUCUCCACACAAAGGACACGGCAGCAUCAACAUGAGCGAAUCGCUGUAUGAUGAGUUCGGCAACUACAUUGGCCCUGAUCUCGACGACGAAGAUGACUCAGAAAGCGAGGAAUCCGACAAGCAGGAAGAUUCCGACAAGGACGAGGACUCGGACGAUGACGGCGACAGGCCCCAAUCGACGACCUACGAGGGCCAAUCUUCAACAGCUCUGCAAACGUACCGUGAGGAAGACCAUCGCAUUGUGUUGCAUGAAGACAAGCAGUACUACCCUGAUGCAGAAGAAGUGUUUGGGGACGCAGAAGUGCUAGUGAUGGAAGAAGAUGCUCAGGCGAUUGAAACACCACUGGUGGCCCCGGUCAAGGUCAAGGCGUUCUCGUCGCUGGAGAAAGAGACCGUGAAGACGACAUACUCGAACGAGUUCCUGGCGUCGCUGAUGGAUUAUCCGUCCAUGGUGCGCAACGUGUGUGUGAUUGGCAACUUGCAUGCAGGCAAGACGGUGUUCCUCGACUUGUUGAUUGAAUCGACCCACGUCAACAAGUGGAAAGAUCAACAGAAGGACUCGACCAAGCGCAUGAUGGCUGUGGAUCUCGAGAGGCGAUACACUGACACCCGCGCCGACGAGCAGGCUCGCAAGGUGAGCAUCAAGUCGACACCCGUGUCACUUGUGCUGCCGUCGUCUCGAGGCAAGUCGUACGUGAUGAACGUGCUCGACUGCCCCGGACACGUCAACUUUUCCGACGAAAGCACCGCCGCCAUGCAAGUGUCCGACGGUGUCAUCUUGAUGGUGGAUGUCGUGGAAGGGGUCAUGAUGCAUACGGAGAACCUGGUCAAAGCCGCGCUGCUAGCCAAGCUGCCGCUACUUCUGGUCGUGAACAAGGUGGACCGGCUGAUCAUCGAGCUCAAGCUACCGCCCCAGGACGCGUACUUUAAGCUCCUGCACACGAUCGAGGAGGUGAACCGCCUCGUCGAAGUGCACACGCCGCUGGGCGACAAGUUCAAGCGCCUGUCGCCCGAGUUGGGCAACGUCUUGUUUGCGUCGGCGCAGCACGGGUGGUGCUUUUCAUUGGAAUCGUUUUCCCUGCUGUACGCGCAACGCCAGCAUGGCAUCAACCCCGCCGAGCUGGCCAAACGGCUGUGGGGGGAUGUGUACUACUCCCCUGGCACGCGCACGUUCAAGUCCAAAGUGCCAUACGAAGGUGCCCAUCGGUCGUUUGUCCAGUUUAUUCUCGAACCUAUCUACAAGAUAUAUGCCCAAGUGUUGGGCGAAGAAGUUCAAGUGCUGACCAAGACUCUGCGGGGGCUGGGGCUCCGAGUGAGCCGCGAAGACCUUCAUUUGAAUCCCCGACCGCUGCUCAAGCUAGUGCUGUCGCAGUUUGUCGGCCGGUCCGCGAGUUCGUUUGUGGAUUUGGUGAGUAGAUUCAUUCCGUCGCCGUUGGAGACGGCGGAAGCCAAGGUCACGGCGCUGUACACGGAAAACGUCGACUCGAAAGUGGGAAAAGCCAUGCUCGCGUGCGAUCCCGCGGGGCCGCUCAUGAUCAACAUCGUGAAACUGUACUCGUCGUCGGACGGCACGUCGUUCAGCGCGUUUGGCCGCGUGUACUCGGGGUCUGUUUCGAGUGGCCAGCGCGUCAAGGUGCUCGGAGAGAGCUACAGCCCCGACGACGACGAGGACAUGGUGGUGCGCACGGUGGAGAGCGUGGGGAUCAGCCAGGGUCGGUACAAAGUCGACGUGAACCGCAUUGUCGCAGGCAACUGGGUCAUGCUCGACGGCGUGGACGGAAGCAUCACCAAGAGCGCGACCAUCACGGACGCGUCGGAGGAUCUGCUUGAGUCGGAUCGCGUGGGCAUCUUCCAGCCCAUUUCCAAGCGUUUUGGCACGAGCGCCGUGGUCAAGCUGGCCGUGGAGCCGCUGAACCCGUCCGAGUUGCCCAAGAUGCUCGAGGGACUGCGCAAGAUCAGCAAAAGCUAUCCGCUCGUAACGACCAAAGUCGAAGAGUCGGGGGAACACGUCAUCUUGUGCACGGGCGAGCUGGCCGCAGACUGCAUUUUGCACGAUCUACGGAAAAUGUACUCUGAAAUCGAAGUCAAAGUGGCUGACCCUGUGGCCUGCUUCAGUGAAACAGUGGUCGAAACCUCGUCUGUCCAGUGCUUUGCAGAAACCCCCAACCAAAAGAACAAGCUGACGAUGAUCGCCGAGCCACUGGACGUGGGAUUGGCCAAAGACAUUGAGUCGGGCGUGGUCAACUUGAACUGGGCCAAGAAAGACGUGGCCGAGUUCUUUCAAAACAAAUACCAGUGGGAUGUGCUGGCUGCGAGGUCAGUGUGGGCGUUCGGACCCGACAGCACCGGCCCUAACGUCUUGAUCGAUGACACGCUGCCGUCAGAAGUAAACAAGAAGGCGCUGCAUAGCAUCAAACACUCGAUCGUCCAAGGGUUUCAAUGGGGCUGUCGGGAAGGGCCGUUGUGCGACGAGCCCAUUCGCAACACCAAGUUCAAGAUCCUGCAUGCGUCCAUGGCGAAUGAACCGAUCCAUCGCGCGGGCGGGCAGAUCAUCCCGACCUCGCGCCGCGUCGUGUACUCAUCCUUCUUGACGGCCACCCCUCGUCUGCUGGAGCCCAUGUUUGCACUGGAAAUCCAGUGCCCGGCCGACACCGUGUCGACACUGUACCAAGUACUGACGCGCCGACGGGGCCACAUCACCCACGACGCCCCCAAGGCCGGGUCUCCCAUGUACACGGUGCGCGGCUUCUUGCCCGUGAUCGAAUCGUUUGGGUUUGAAACCGACUUGCGCGUGUUCACGCAAGGCCACGCGUUCUGCACACAAGCGUUUGACCACUGGGCGUUGGUUCCCGGGGAUCCAUUGGACACGACCAUCAUCUUGAGGCCGCUGGAGCCGUCGCCCGUGCAGGCAUUGGCCCGAGAGUUCAUGGUCAAGACGCGCCGCCGCAAGGGACUGAGCGAAGAGGUGAACGUGUCCAAGUUCUUUGACGACCCCAUGCUCCACGAACUCGCCAAACACGAUAUGAACGUGGAGAACCUCAUGUAGUAGUAGUAGUUAGGACACCAAAACUAACUCUGUUUCUCAUACUCUC